UUCCCCUGCCAUGCCCACUAAGCACCCACAGAACCGGUAGUUAAAAAAAUUUGAAACCCACCACUGGGGGCCGCAGAUGGUUGUGCACGAGGCACAUGGGAAGCCCACUGUUGCACGCAUCUCAGAGGUCCGGUCCAGCGUGUUCAAGAAGCCCUGCGGCCAUUUGAUCAACACCCUGCAGGGCACCAAGGAAGACAGCCCAGCCUGUCUGUCCCUCACCUCAAGGUGGGCGUGAAAGUACCCAGGGAAUUGCAUCACUUCUGCGUGGUGAGAGUUUCCCCCCCAUUAAUCAUCACCCUCUUAACCUGGACAGUGGAGGCAGCAGCAGCCAUAAUGAGACCAUCUGAAUUCAGCUGCGGUCCGAUUCGAACUCCAGGAGUCACAUGAGAUCUCCUCCCCCUCCCCCCAAGUUUUCCCCAAGAGUUGCUGGUCCAAGAGAUCUCUCACCACCUUCUAGUAGCCAGUAGAUGUUCUCCUUGGGGAAGAGUGGGGGGGGGUUGCAGAGCCAUGAGCAUCUGGCCCUUCCUGGAGGCUCAGUAUGGCAGGAGCCGCCUGUCUAUUUUGGUCCAUCUUUUAUCGCUUUCUCUCCCCUAACCCACCCCGGUGGAAUUUGCUUGAUCCAAGUGUCUAAGCCAGCCGGCUGGCUGGCUGCAAACUUCCCAAGGAAGGCGUUGGGCAAGCGGGCAUAUCAAGAGAAGCUUGCUCACCAUGGCUCAGCAGCACAGCCUGCCCCACGCCUACCCCAUGAGCCCCGAGUGCGAGUUUGCCAACCCCAGCAAGGUUUACGACCAGAAUUUUGGAGAAGGCCUUUCCCCUGGAGAUAUUCUGGCUCCAACCUUGUACCACGGUUAUUAUAUCAGGCCCCGGAUCAACAAACAGCUGGAACGAGGGAUUUCAGAGGUCACCCUCAAUGAACACAAAUUCCAGGUUUUCCUUGACGUCUGCCAGUUCACCCCCGAUGAAAUCGCUGUCCGCACCAUGGACAACCUCCUGGAGGUGACGGCCCAGCAUCCUCAGAAGAUCGACCGACAUGGAUACAUCUCGCGCGAGUUCACCCGGACCUACAUCCUCCCCUUGGAUGUCGAUCCUUUGUCGGUCAAAGCCACCGUGACCCACGAUGGCAUCCUCAGCAUUGACGUCCGGCGGACUGGGAAGGAACUGAAGGCCAAAGUCAACGAGGUGGAAGUCACCUUCCAAGGACAACCUGAAAGGAAAGAAGGAAGUUCAGGAGAGAUCUCAGAUCCUUAAAGCAUCCUUCUAGAACAGGGGUCUCCAACCUUGGCAACUUUAAGCCUGGAGGUCUUUAACUUUGCUGGCUGGGGAAUUCUGGGAAUUAAAGUCCUCCAGGCUUAAAGUUGCCAAGGUUGGAGACCCCUGUUCUAGAAUGACCUAAUUUUGGUCAGUUUGAGUAGGCAAGUCUGGAAGUAGUCUUUCAUGGACAUCAAAAGCUCAUGUCUAGUUGGUCUCCUUGGCCUCUUCUUCUCCUCCCCAAAUAUCUAGGGCUUUCAUUCAAAGAAGCUUCUCCAUCUUAUCUUUUCAGAUGCCCUCUAACCCUUCUUUCUUCGAAAUAUAAUUCCCAGGAUUAUGAUGGGAGACAGUAAAAGGCCACCGCACCAGUUUGAAACCUGUGAUAUGGGUAAACCGAAUUCCUUUUCGUUUUUCAUUUUGAACGGGUACCAUAAUUCCUACCAUUUUCCUGCCAGUGUGCUGAUGGGAAUUGUGGUCCAAAGCAUUUGGAAGGCCAGUAGAUGGGAGAAGAUGGCGCUCGCAAUGUUGCUGGCAUUAAGAGAGUUGCAAAUGAUUCAACUUUACUUUCUUUACCAAAAAAUUAAUCGGCGGCCUUGUUGAGAUGGGCUUGGUUUAACUACCCAUCAUAAUUCCUUCCAUUUUCAAAUGAUUGGCCCUUUUUAUUUUGGAAUUCUGUAACUUCUUUUACUCAUCUGUUGAUGAUUAAAUGAGAUUUUAAAAUUAAAAAAAAAUGUAUAAAGCAAAGAA
Messenger RNA from Ahaetulla prasina, 1995 nucleotides. RefSeq names its product heat shock protein family B (small) member 2 (gene HSPB2). NCBI's taxonomy places the organism in Eukaryota, Metazoa, Chordata, Lepidosauria, Squamata, Colubridae. Gene Ontology annotation, biological process: protein refolding; response to heat. Gene Ontology annotation, molecular function: structural constituent of eye lens; protein folding chaperone. The record is from RefSeq and is a predicted model, not a curated record. Bases 709 to 1248 code for a protein of 179 amino acids. The transcript has 2 exons.